GGGCGGGCUCAGACUCAGGCAGUGCACACACACCCUCUCUGCACAGCCCACAGUCUGGUUGAGUCAGGCAAGUGGCAGCAUGUGAGAGUAUGUGCUUGGAGUCCGCCUGAGCCCGGGAGACUGAUGCAAGGAUUUCCCUCUUUUUCUCUUGAAGAGGACACUUGCUGCUUGUGCUUUURGUAACCACAGGGAAUUAGGUGGGACCUUCACAGGAAAACCAGGGAGCUUAAAGGAAGGACAAACCAACAUCAAUCUUUAUGCGGCUUCUGAUAAUGGGGUUGGUUGAAGAYCACGUUACACUGAUGUGGGGAAAAUGGUGAUGCUGCUGCUUAAUCACAGUUAAAUCAUGGGGAACGUGGAGAGUCAGAAUGGCGACAGUAAUUUUUAUGGCGAUGGAGCAGGACGUCUCUCCCGCAAGCACACAUCCCGCUCCCUCCACCUCCCCAACAAGCAGCUGGUCACCCGUCGCCAGAAGCACGCCUCGGCGGGGAAACCGAAACACAGGAACUCGGAAACCUCCACCCGCUCCUCCAGCACGCCGAGCAUCCCGCAGUCCUUGGCGGAGAGCGGACUGGAGUUGUACAAUGCAGGAGACGAGCUGGGAGACUUCCGCCUCAACCCCCACUGGACACAACGCGUCGCGAUGACGAUAAGGCCGGACUCCUACCAGCACGAGGAUGAACCUUUGGCCACACCGACCCCUGAAACCUCAGAGGCCGACACCAUUGCUCAGGAUGGAGGCGAGGACUCRAUGGGGGAGGAAGAUGGCAUAGAGGAGGGAAAAUACCUUCAGCAAAUGACAGAAGACCCUCGGGAUGGAGGRAACUUUAAAAAGAAGAGGUCAAAGUCGGCAGAUAUGUGGAGAGAAGAUAGUGUGGAGUUUUCUCUGUACGACCUGAGCCAGGGCAAACUGACCAGCACCGAAGACAUGAUUGAUGGAGGAGAGGAAGAAGAGGAGGAGGAGGAGCAAUUAGCAUGUCCCAGAGGCAGCACAGGCUCAGCUGAAAGGGCUUCGUCUCUGGACCAUCUGUGCAGCCAGAAGAGUCCUGGCCUGCAGGGCCAGAGGAGCCGCCACGUUAAAAACCGCAGGGAAGCCGAGUGCGUCGGACAGGGAGACGGGGUGAGCGAGUUGUUGUCUCCGAGCGAGGAGGACGGUGGAGGGUAUGCUGCAUUCACGCUCCCGUGCCGUCGCUCUCACUGCCUUUCCGAGGGGCUGUUGGGGCUGGGGUCCCCUGCUGCUCCGUGCCCAGCCUUCCAGGGAAGACGUGCACAAACUACCCAGGACAUCUCAGGUGUCCUGGGAGAUGGAAGUGAAUAUAGCGACAGCGGAAUCGAUGGCAUUGUCACAGAGAUGGAUGCGGACGGAGACCUGGUCUCCCGGAGGUGUAAAGCCAUGUCGGCCUCUUUCUCGGUCUACUCCGCUAUCGAGAGUGGCGUUUUCAAUGGGAGUGACAGCGGGAACAGCAGCGCCGGGGGAGGCGAAGGAAGAGCCGGCGAAGGAGGCAGGGGAGGGGUGUAUGAGAACUUCCGAAAGGAACUGGACAGCCCACUUUGGACAAAUCAGGGCCGAGACUGCAUGGAGGAGGCCAGCUCUGCUGUCAGCGAUGAGCAGAGCAGCGGCACGCUCAGCAGCGCCUACCCGUCUGAGUCUGUGAUUGGCUACGCCCAAGGCACAGUCAGGAAAGCUGGGGCUUUGGCGGUGAAGAACUUCUUGGUUCAUAAGAAGAACAAGAAGGUGGAACUUGCAACUAAGAGAAAGUGGAAACAGUACUGGGUGUCUCUGAAAGGCUGCACACUUUUCCUGUAUGAAUCAGAUGGUCGCUCAGGCAUCGACCACAACAGUGUUCAUAAACAUGCACUGUGGGUGGAGAACAGCAUCGUCCAGGCCGUGCCUGAGCAUCCCAAGAAAGACUUUGUGUUCUGCCUCAGCAACUCGGUGGGAGACGCUUUUCUUUUCCAGACAUCAGGCCAAACGGAACUGGAGAACUGGAUCACGGCGAUCCACUCGGCRUGCGCCACCGCCCUCGCUCGACAGCACCACAGGGACGACACCGUKCGGCUGCUGCGAACGGAGAUCCGCAAGCUGGAGCAGAAAAUCGACAUGGAYGAGAAAAUGAAGAAAAUGGGAGACAUGCAGCUGUCCACGGUCACUGAUGCCAAGAAGCGGAAGACCAUCCUUGAGCAGAUCUUCUUGUGGGAGCAGAACUUGGAGCGGUUCCACAUAGACCUCUUCCGCUGCCGCUGUUAUCUGGCCAGUCUACAGGGCGGCGAACCCCCCAAUCCCAAACGCCUCCUGGGUUUCGCUUCACGUCCCACCAAAGUGGCCAUGGGUCGCCUUGGCAUCUUCUCAGUGUCUUCCUUCCACGCACUGGUUUCUGCUCGUACCGAAAGCAGCAUCAGGAAGCGAAACCAGGCCUUGCCUCGUACCUUCAGUAAACGCCGCAGCCGCUUCUCGUCCCUCUGGGGUCUGGACACCGUCUCUAAGAGGAAGAGCAAAGCACAUCCUUCAAUUGACCAGGUGUUUAAAGAUCAGAUAGAACCCACGAGCAAACCCAUGGAGAGCAUGUUUGAAGAUGCUGAAGAAAACAGAAGAGUCAGUGAAAAAUAGUCCCAACCAAACUGUGGAUAGUGAUAUUUGGGUUCCCGAUCACCUGAAACCGUCCUGGGUGUGUCUGCCGAACAAUCAGCCCGUCCUGGCUGUUAUACAGCCUGGUGAAACAGCAACGGAAGUCCUGAGAUCCAUCUGUAAGGCCCAUCAGAUCGACCCCUCUGGCCAUUACCUGCGUGUGAAGGUUUGGGUUGACAACCAAACCCUUUAUUAUGUUCCCAAAUUUGAGGAGGACAUCUCUGACUUUCUCUACAAGGAGAUUGAGAUUUGCCACAAAGCUACCAAGGUGAUUCGUUUUGACAAAACCGAGUCCAACACCAUCGGACAUGGUUUUUCUGUGGCAGUUAUUGAUGAGGAUGGGGUGCAGCAGCUUCAUAUUACCGAGGUGAAAGCAGGGGGACUGGCUUCAGCCAAAGGUUUGAAAGCAGGGGAUGAGAUUCUGUUCCUCAAUGGGAAACCUGCGUCUGACCUGGAGAUGGAUGAUAUGAAGGCUGCGUUUGCAGGUCAUACGCUCACUUUGAGUGUCAGCACUGUGCCUGAGCUGGACCCUAAAGUUCUCUGCUCAUGUCCGCCUCGGCGCUCUGAUGGGGAACAGGACACAGCCACGGAUAUCUUUUCCCAGAGCCAAGAGGACAUCCUGGAUGAGGUGUCAGGUUUGACUGUGGAGAGCCCGGAUGAGAGUUUAGAGGAAGAACCCCAGCUGAGCCCCCGAGAUCAUCAGGAAGACAGAUCCUUCGCAGCAGCCAGCCAGAAGAGCACGGAGCAGGUUACSGCUUUUUGCCGCAGUCUUCACGACAUGAAUUCUCCCGAUUGUCCCAUGUCGUCCUCUUCGUCGUCCUCUUCGUCRUCUCUGUCGCAGAGUCCUGUGUCGGCUUUGCCUUCGACGGCAGGCGCUGGGACUCAAAGACAGCUCUCAGAUGCAGACAAACUGCGCAAGGUCAUCAGUGAGUUAGUGGAAACAGAGAAGACUUAUGUAAAAGACCUGCGCUGUCUAAUCGAGCGCUACUUGACACCUUUACAGAAAGAGAGCUUCCUUACACAAGAUGAGCUGGACGAUUUGUUYGGAAACCUCGGAGAGAUGGUGGAGUUUCAGGUGGAGUUCCUGCGGACGCUGGAAGAUGGWAUCAGACUGGUGCCUGAUCUGGACAGACUGGAGAGGGUUGAACAGUUUAAGAAGGUGCUGUUCUCUUUGGGUGGUUCAUUCCUCUAUUAUGCUGAUCGCUUUAAGAUCUACAGUGCUUUCUGCGCCAGCCACACCAAAGUCCCAAAGGUCCUGGCUAAAGCUAAAACUGAUCCAGAUUUCAAAGCUUUCCUGGCUGAGAGAAACCCCAGACAGCAACAUUCAUCCACUCUGGAGUCUUACCUGAUCAAACCCAUCCAGAGAGUCUUAAAGUACCCUCUCCUGCUGAAGGAGCUCUACUACCUCACUGACCCCGACAGCGAAGAACACUACCACCUGGAUGUUGCAAUGAAGGCCAUGAACAAAGUUGCCAGUCACAUCAAUGAGAUGCAGAAGCUUCACGAGGAGUACGGCACUGYGUUCGACCAGCUCAUCAGUGAACAGACUUCAGAUAAAAAACAGGUUCUUGACCUCUCGAUGGGGGACCUUCUGUUGCAUUCGACCGUAGUGUGGAUGAACCCUCCAGGCUUUUUGGUCAAAAGCAAAAAGGAUGUUGAAUUAGCAGCUUUUGUUUUCAAAACAGCUGUUGUGUUUGUGCACAAGGGUGGCUCAAAGCACAGGAAGAAAAUUGGGGGAACUCAUCGCUCUCACUCCACCGUGUGUGAUGACAGAGAUUCUUUCCGCUUCCGUCACAUGAUCGCAACAGAAUCUCUGCAAGUCCACACCUUACCAAACUCUGAAGUCACAGCAGUUUGUGAAAUAGUCCACACAAGGUCUGAAUCUGAAGGAAGACCAGAGAGAACCUUCCAGUUAUGCUGCAGCUCUCCAGACAGCAAAAAAGACUUGCUGAAAGCAGUCCACUCCAUCCUUAGGGACAAGCAACGCCGCCAACUUCUCAAGACRGAGUCCUUGCCUGCCACCCAGCAGUACGUCCCAUUUGGUGGCAAACGGCUUCGCGCCCUUAAAGGUGCUCGACCUGCCAUGAACAGAGCAGCAACCGCUCCAUUCCGAACCCUGGCUCACAGAAAACUGGUGAGGAACCGCAUCACCAUUGAUACCGACCUAGUUUUCCACGGCGACAACAACAACAGCURCAGCGACACCAACCCCUCCCAGCACACAUCGUAUUCUUCCUCCAGCUCGCCCCUCUUCCAUCGUGAAGCCCAUAAACCUCAAGGAGAGGACACGGACCGCUGGGUGGAGGAGCAGUUCAACCUGGGCUGUUAUGAAGACCAAUGCGACGGAGCUGACGUGAAGCAGGUGAAGGAGACGGACAUCUUGAGCGACGACGACGAGUACUGCAAGUCUGUUCGUUCCGUGGUGCUGGAACCGGACCCCCUGGAGGAGAAGAUGGGAGGCCUGAACCUGCAGAGCAGAGUGGUGAACGGACAGGUAGAGACGAGGAGUGAGAUUGACUCUGGUUCUUCAGAUUCUUGCACUCCCUGUAGCCUUUCGGCCUCUCGAACUUCCACUGCGAAGCUUGUCCCUUUAAAGCAAUGUGCCGUGGAGGGGGCCACAGACCAGGACCACAAUGUAAUCUGGGUGCGACGAGAUGACUUCAACAGCAGAUGUAACAGUGACGUCUUCUGACGGGAUGUCGUGGAAGAUAAAAUGAAGAGAGGCAGGAAAAAAAUGUGGCGUCUUCCAGAUUUCAAAUCAAACAAAUUUGGGGGAAAAUUGGAUACAAGCUUUAAAAUAAUGUGUAAAKUUCUUUUUAACAGUAACAACAACCUGACGACUCCCCCUGUUUUUGACAAUCCUAAAGUCCUGCAACUCCCAGUGGGUUAAAAAAAACACAUCCUCUGCUUCAUCUUCUAAACUCGAGAUUCUCAGCCAGAGCUGCUUUCUUUAAAAGAGAGGGCUUUCUUGCUUUAACCACGAGCAUUUCAGUGACGACAGCACUGCAUGUAAAUGAACACGCAUGUGUGUGCGUUUAUAGUACACAGACACAGCUACUGUCCAAGACACGAGAAACAUCAUCACCAAAUCUCUGGCCUAAAUGUUUAUUUUUCAACACAGGAAUAAUGUGGGUGUUAUAUUUUUCWGACUUUGCUGCUUUUUGUAGUAUUUUAACACUCAAGGGCUGUGAGUUAUGGAAAUUCUCUUCAGGGGCUUGUGGCUUAAUGACAGCUGUGAUAAAGACGGUGACAUUUAA
Austrofundulus limnaeus is the source of this 5883-nucleotide messenger RNA. RefSeq names its product T-lymphoma invasion and metastasis-inducing protein 1. Gene Ontology annotation, molecular function: protein binding; guanyl-nucleotide exchange factor activity. Gene Ontology annotation, cellular component: cytosol; plasma membrane. The record is from RefSeq and is a predicted model, not a curated record. Lineage: Eukaryota; Metazoa; Chordata; Actinopteri; Cyprinodontiformes; Rivulidae. Gene Ontology annotation, biological process: small GTPase-mediated signal transduction; activation of GTPase activity.